AUGGCCGAGGUGCUCGAUCCCAACGGCGGGGCCGCCGAGAGCGUGGCGGCCCAGGUCCUGGAGACACCCGGCUGGAAGACCCCGGAGGAUGCGGGACCCCAGCCCGGAAGUUAUGAGAUACGACACUAUGGACCAGCCAAGUGGGUCAGCACGUGCGUAGAAUCCAUGGACUGGGAUUCAGCCAUCCAGACCGGCUUUACAAAGCUGAACAGCUACUUUGAAGGCAAAAACGAGAAAGAGAUGAAAAUAAAGAUGACAGCUCCAGUGACAAGCUACGUGGAGCCAGGUUCAGGCCCUUUUAGUGAGUCUACCAUUACCAUUUCCUUGUACAUCCCCUCUGAACAGCAACCUGACCCGCCCAAGUCCUCAGAGUCAGAUGUCUUCAUUGAAAACAGAGCUGAAAUGACUGUAUUUGUACGGUCUUUUGAUGGAUUCUCUAGUGCCCAAAAGAAUCAAGAACAGCUUUUGACAUUAGCGAACAUUUUGAGGGAAGAAGGCAAAGUUUUUGAUGAAAAAGUUUACUACACUGCAGGCUACAAUAGUCCUUUUCAGUUGCUUAAUAGAAAUAAUGAAGUGUGGUUGAUUCAGAAAAAUGAACCCCCCAAAGAAAAUGAAUGAGAGCAUGAAGAAAGUUCCAUUGCCUGGGGCACACUUCUGUUU
Messenger RNA from Orycteropus afer afer, 660 nucleotides. It is a transcript of the gene HEBP2, whose product is annotated as heme binding protein 2. NCBI's taxonomy places the organism in Eukaryota, Metazoa, Chordata, Mammalia, Tubulidentata, Orycteropodidae. The record is from RefSeq and is a predicted model, not a curated record. Gene Ontology annotation, cellular component: cytoplasm.